AUGAGUGGCGAAGAUGAUGCUCAAGUGAUGGAACAAGCAAGGCAAACGUAUACUUUGGAAACGGGUGGGAAGUUUAACAUGUAUGAUGCAUGGAAAGUGUUAAAAGAUAAACCGAAGUUUCUAUCUUUUAUCGGUGUCGAUGGCAUGGUGUUAAAGAAGAAACGGAUGUCCCGCAUGAUCGAUUCUAGUGAUGAAGACCAAGCGCCCGUGAACCUCGACGAUGAAGACCCACUCGACACCGACCUCUUUGGCCCAGAUGCUAUUCCACGCCCCCACACAAAGUCGAAAAAGAAAACGCCACGAACAUCGGGAUCCUUGGAUGCGGGCUCAUCUCGUUCAAGUGCAUCCGACUUGGCCGCGCGUCUCGAACAACUUGGAAGCUCCAAACAAGCGUUAAUUGACAAAAGAUCGGACGCCCUCGAUUCCAUUCGCGAGGAAGAAAAAAAACGUACCUUGUACGCGGCGUUUUCAUUUGUGGGUCAAUCAAAUCUGAAUCCUCGACAACGAAAGUUUAUCGAGAAGGCGAUGGAGAAGGUGUUGGACGAGUACAAGGGGUUCGUUGAGGUGUCCGAUGAUGAAGACGAGGAGUAG
Molecule: messenger RNA, 591 nt
Organism: Erigeron canadensis
Lineage: Eukaryota; Viridiplantae; Streptophyta; Magnoliopsida; Asterales; Asteraceae
Exons: 1
Coding region: 1-591 (196 amino acids)
Source: RefSeq, a predicted model, not a curated record